Messenger RNA from Aspergillus homomorphus CBS 101889, 1373 nucleotides. RefSeq names its product amphiphysin-like protein RVS161. The record is from RefSeq and is a predicted model, not a curated record. NCBI's taxonomy places the organism in Eukaryota, Fungi, Ascomycota, Eurotiomycetes, Eurotiales, Aspergillaceae. Gene Ontology annotation, biological process: endocytosis; actin cortical patch localization; actin filament organization. The coding region runs from base 243 to 1028 and encodes 261 amino acids. The transcript is spliced from 6 exons. Gene Ontology annotation, cellular component: actin cortical patch; Rvs161p-Rvs167p complex; mating projection tip. Gene Ontology annotation, molecular function: protein binding; lipid binding.
CCAGCCUUCAUCAUCGCCCUGUCCCGCAUCGGGCAUCUCCAUUUGCUUUCGGAACAGUUCCCCUCGACUACGACAACAACGACUCGCGAGUUUGUUUGGUAAAUACUGCUUAGGUCCUUGCUUGAGUGGCUAUCUCUUGCGGCAGGUUGUCUGAUCGACUCUUCCCCCCCUUUAAUCAACCGCUCUUUCUCGAAGACUUUACUGCCUAGUCAACUUAGCCCGACUGAGUGGCCAUCGUCAUCAUGUCUUGGGCAGGAUUCAAGAAAAAUGUCAACCGCGCAACGACGCAGGUGAUGAUGAAGACUGGCCAUGUGGAACGGACGAACGAUCGCGAUUACGAGAUUGAGGAACGGCGGUAUCGGACCAUGGAGGCUGCUGCCAACCGGCUACAAAAAGAAGCAAAAGGGUACUUGGAUUCGCUGCGAGCGAUGACCGCGUCUCAAAUGCGAAUUGCCGAGACGAUUGAUGCGUUUUACGGCGAUGCGGGUACACGCGACGGCGUCAGUCGGAGUUACAAGCAGGCGGUGGAAGAUUUGGAUGCUGAGACAAUCAAAGCGUUGGAUGGACCAUAUCGGUCAACCGUGCUGGAGCCGAUCUCGCGAUUCUGCGCCUACUUUCCGGAUAUUAACGAGUGCAUCAAGAAGCGCAACCACAAGCUCUUGGACUACGAUUCGAUGCGGGCCAAGGUGAAGAAGCUGGUCGAAAAGCCCGACAAGGACGCGACGAAAUUGCCCCGGACUGAGCGCGAGAUGGAGAUCGCCAAGCAGGCAUAUGAGCAAUUGAAUGAGCAGCUUUUCACGGAACUGCCGCAACUGAUCGACCUCCGAGUGCCAUAUUUGGACCCGAGCUUUGAAGCUCUAGUCAAGAUUCAGCUGCGCUUCUGUGCCGAGGCGUACUCACGCAUGGCUCAAGUACAGCAGUAUCUAGAUGCCGAGACUCGGGAUCAGUAUGCUCGGGGCGAUCUGGAUAACCGGGUGGAAGAAGUGUUGCAAGAAAUCCGAGAUCUGAGCAUAGCGGGCACUGUGUGAGGGUCUGAACACUGGUCUUGUUCUUUUUCAACGGGAGCGUUUCCAUUAUUUGCUUUCUUUCGCCGAUUUGCGCUGUCACAACUACUACCCUGUAGGCUGUCAUCUUCGAUUGAUGGCCGCCUCUAAUACUUUGACUUGCUCGUUCAUCAAGCAUGGGUGUUUGGAAGGGAGGGAAUAGUUCUCUCUCUUCCUGCUCCUAAGCUAUAAGUGGGGCCAUUUGUGUAUGAUUUAAUUAGACUUGGGGUUCGUGUUCCUGUUCUUGGGGAAUGAAUUGCAUCUCAAGGGUAUCUGUAAAACACACAGCUGGGAUCAUGGCCUCAGCAUGAAUAAAUAUUAUCUUCGCGG